AUGCCACGCAUCACCAUCUCCAUCGUCGCUCCCAGCUACACCCUCGAGCAGGACAUCCUCUCUCUUGAUCUACCGGCCGGACUCACCAUCGCCGACCUCAAAGGCCUCGUCACCGCAGAGACCAACCUCCCUCAGGCCCAUCAACACUUCWACCUCAACAAUCAGGACGUACACGGAGACCACAAAACAAUCGAGGAAGUUGGCAUCCAGGAUGGUGACAUGCUAGCUAUGUUCAUGCAAGACCCACAGAACAUGAGUACCCAGCGGCGAGGACAGGCGCAGCAGCAGCAGCAGCAGCGGGGCACUGUGAACAACGAUCAGGCGGAGACGAUGCGAUUAAACGUCCUUGGGAACCCCGCUCAGUUGGCAGACAUGAGAGACCGCUUCCCCAAUCUAGCUGCGGUCAUCAACGACAGCAACCGGUUCCGUGAGGCGUGGCAGGAGAUGCUGAAUGCAGAUCAAACCCGUGAGCGUGAGAGGCAGGAGCAAAUGCGUCUGCUCAAUGAGGACCCAUUCAAUGUCGAGGCUCAGCGGAAGAUCGAGGAGAUGAUUAGGCAGGAGUCUGUGCAGGAGAACCUCCAUUUUGCUUAUGAGCACAACCCAGAGGUCUUCGGCACUGUCACCAUGCUUUACGUUCCCGUGGAGGUCAACAAGCACCCAGUAAAGGCCUUCGUCGAUUCCGGCGCCCAGACCACCAUCAUGUCGCCGUCCUGCGCGGAGAGCUGCGGCAUUAUGCGCCUCAUUGACAAUCGCUACUCGGGUAUCGCAAAGGGUGUUGGCACAGCCAAGAUUCUUGGUCGUGUCCAUUCUGCAGACAUCAAAAUCGGCAAGUCAACCAUGUCCUGCUCAUUCACUGUCAUGGAAGGCAAAGACGUCGAUCUUUUACUCGGGCUGGAUAUGUUGAAGCGCUUCCAAGGCAUCAUCGACCUGAGGCAGAACAAACUCAUCUUCGGUGAUGGCAACGAGGUCGACUUUCUUGGGGAAGCAGAUCUUCCUAGAUACGUCGAGGAGGCUAAGCAGAGCGAGCCCACCAUUCCUGGUCCGAACAACACGGAGAUUGGUGCUCAAUCCGGCACUGUAAAACCGGCAGGCACGUCUGCGGCAGCCUCUUCCUCCAGCAACACCGGCUCCUUUCAAGGUCAGGGCCAGACUUUGAGUUCUUCCUCCAGCUCAAAGGCACCUGUCACAAAUGCACCAUCAUCCAGUGCGCCUCCUGGCCAUCCGAAAGAGGCCAUUGAACAGCUGCAGAGUCUCGGCUUCUCUCAUCAGCAAGCCGUCGCUGCGUUGGAUGCAUGUGGAGGCAACGUGGAGUACGCUGCCGGACUUCUUUUCCAGGGUUAG
Molecule: messenger RNA, 1341 nt
Organism: Ramularia collo-cygni
Lineage: Eukaryota; Fungi; Ascomycota; Dothideomycetes; Mycosphaerellales; Mycosphaerellaceae
Product: related to DNA damage-inducible protein 1
Exons: 3
Coding region: 1-1341 (446 amino acids)
Biological process (GO): proteolysis
Molecular function (GO): protein binding; aspartic-type endopeptidase activity
Source: RefSeq, a predicted model, not a curated record